UGAGCAGGACCAGUGGGUCGGGGUGACAUUGCACACACCAGCCAGCAAGGAACACCUCCUAGGAGAUGGGUUUGCUCAAGCUUCUCCUCCUGCUGUGCUGCUCAUGCAGGAAGCCCUCUAUAAAACCCAGGACCUCCGAGGUUCCCCACUGUGCCAUCUCAGACCCACUUUGCCCCCAGUGCGCUGAGAUCUCUGCUAGCCUCCAGAUAUGAAGGUGCUGUGCGUGGUCUUUGCUGUGCUCCUGCUUUUCUCCUUGGCCACUCCAGGGUACGGGCAGUCCAAGGGCAGCUGUGCUGGGUACUGUUCCCACAUGUGUGCCAAGAGGGAUGAGUGGACUUUCAGCCAGUCCUGCGGGAAGAUGUACUGCUGCAUCCCCCCACCCAAAAAGGGAAAGUGAUUGUGAAAGUGCCCAGCCAUGGAGGAAGAGCAGCAGUGGAGCUCCCAGCGCUGUAUUCAUGGUGUGACCAACACUGUGUUCACUGCUUUGAAGUAAAGAUGUGCAGAUGU
Molecule: messenger RNA, 507 nt
Organism: Pezoporus occidentalis (night parrot)
Lineage: Eukaryota; Metazoa; Chordata; Aves; Psittaciformes; Psittacidae
Product: small basic protein 1-like
Exons: 2
Coding region: 209-397 (62 amino acids)
Source: RefSeq, a predicted model, not a curated record